Molecule: messenger RNA, 3768 nt
Organism: Zeugodacus cucurbitae (melon fly)
Lineage: Eukaryota; Metazoa; Arthropoda; Insecta; Diptera; Tephritidae
Gene: crn
Product: protein crooked neck
Exons: 3
Coding region: 122-2215 (697 amino acids)
Biological process (GO): mRNA splicing, via spliceosome; spliceosomal complex assembly
Cellular component (GO): post-mRNA release spliceosomal complex; Prp19 complex; U2-type catalytic step 2 spliceosome
Molecular function (GO): protein binding
Source: RefSeq, a predicted model, not a curated record
UGUUGUCGCAGCUGUUUGCUGCUAACUUUACAUUUGUCAAGAUAAUCGUAGAAUUUGUUUACAGACUACUUUGUCUAUUGCAAAUUAUAUUUCUUAAUUGCGUUAAAACACAUUUAUCAAAAUGGAAAGGCCACAAAAAAUGCCCAAAGUAGCCAAGGUGAAAAAUAAAGCCCCAGCAGAGAUCCAGAUUACUGCUGAGCAAUUGCUCCGUGAAGCUAAAGAACGUGAUCUGGAAAUUCUACCACCACCUCCCAAACAAAAGAUAUCUGAUCCAGCAGAAUUAGCAGACUACCAGCAACGCAAACGUAAAGUGUUUGAGGAUAAUCUUCGUAAAAAUCGCAUGGUAGUAAGUCACUGGAUUAAAUAUGCACAAUGGGAGGAGUCACAAAAGGAAAUACAGCGGGCACGUUCAAUAUGGGAAAGAGCACUGGAUAAUGAACACCGGAAUAUUACUAUAUGGCUAAAGUAUGCCGAAAUGGAGAUGAAGAAUAAACAAGUAAAUCAUGCGCGCAAUUUAUGGGAUCGGGCUGUUACAAUCAUGCCGCGUGUUAAUCAAUUUUGGUAUAAGUAUACGUAUAUGGAAGAAAUGUUGGAUAAUGUCGCGGGGGCACGUCAAGUGUUCGAGCGUUGGAUGGAGUGGCAGCCCGAAGAACAAGCAUGGCAAACCUAUGUUAACUUUGAGUUGCGUUACAAAGAAAUCGAUCGUGCGCGAGAAAUCUACGAACGAUUCGUGUAUGUUCAUCCCGAUGUUAAGAACUGGAUUAAAUUUGCGCGUUUCGAAGAAUCCCAUGGAUUUGUACAUGGUGCACGUCGUGUUUUCGAACGAGCGGUUGAAUUCUUUGGCGAUGAUUAUAUUGAUGAACGGCUAUUCAUUGCAUUUGCACGUUUUGAAGAAGGUCAAAAAGAACAUGAUAGGGCGCGUGUGAUUUACAAAUAUGCAUUGGAUCAUCUAUCGAAAGAUCGAACACAGGAACUUUAUAAAGCUUAUACAAUUCAUGAGAAAAAAUACGGCGACAGGGCUGGUAUUGAAGAUGUUAUUGUCUCAAAGCGCAAAUUCCAAUAUGAACAAGAGGUAGCAGCGAAUCCACAAAAUUAUGAUGCUUGGUUUGACUACUUGCGACUAAUUGAAGGUGAUGGCGAUGUCGAUCUUAUACGCGAAACAUACGAACGUGCUAUUUCCAACGUUCCACCUGCUAAUGAGAAAAAUUAUUGGCGUCGUUACAUUUACUUAUGGAUAAAUUAUGCACUCUACGAAGAACUUGAAGCGGAAGAUUUGGAACGCACCCGACAAAUAUAUAAGACAUGUCUGGAACUUAUACCUCACAAAAAAUUUACAUUUAGUAAAAUAUGGCUAAUGUAUGCACAAUUUGAAAUUCGUUGUAAAGAGUUACAAAAGGCGCGGAAGACUUUGGGAAUGGCGAUCGGCAUAUGUCCGCGCGAUAAACUGUUCCGUGGAUACAUAGAAAUAGAAAUACAGUUGCGUGAAUUUGACCGUUGUCGAUUGCUUUAUGAAAAAUUUCUGGAGUUUGGCCCCGAAAAUUGUGUGACAUGGAUGAAGUUUGCUGAGCUUGAAAACUUGCUUGGUGAUACCGAACGAGCACGUGCAAUUUUCGAACUUGCAGUUCAGCAACCGCGUCUUGACAUGCCAGAACUGUUAUGGAAAGCUUACAUAGACUUCGAAGUGUCACAGGGUGAAACGGAAUUGGCACGUCAACUCUACGAACGACUGUUAGAACGUACCCAUCACGUUAAAGUUUGGAUGUCAUACGCAAAAUUCGAAUUAUUACAACAUGAUUCCGAACUCGCAGAUGAUCCUGAAAUAAAUAUAAAAUUAUCGAGACGCGUUUAUGAACGUGCUAACGAUACGCUACGUAAUGCCAGUGACAAGGAGUCCCGCGUGUUGUUGCUGGAAGCAUGGCGCGAUUUUGAACGAGAAUCGGGCGACAAUCACACAUUAAACAAGGUGAUGGAGAAAAUGCCACGUCGUGUUAAGAAACGACAGAAGAUUGUGUCAGAGAGUGGUGUGGAAGAAGGUUGGGAAGAAGUGUUUGACUACAUCUUUCCUGAAGAUGAAAUGGCGCGUCCUAAUUUGAAACUGCUUGCUGCCGCCAAAAUGUGGAAGAAACAAAAGGAAUCUAUUAAUACCGAACUAUCCGCAAGUGAUUUGAGUGAUGAUAUAAACGCAGAAAAAGAUAGAUCUGAGAGUUUGACAUAACUAAAGAAAUAAAUAAAUGUACUUGUAGAUUGCGACGUUAAAUAAACAAAAGAUAUGAUUGCUUUGCUAAUAUUUUUUAAGAGAAAUUAAAUGCGUUUCACUAUUUUCUAAAUACCUAAAUAGCUGCCACUUUAUUGACGGAUUUGCAUCGGUUUUUAUACGCCGAAGGCCUCUAGAAAGAACAUACAAGUUUGUGUCCUUUUAUAUAAAUUUUACUUAUAGCAGUGAGGUCAAUAGUAUUAUACUGUGUGAUUGUACCUUCAAAGUGAACUUGGCCUAAUAUUUUUAGAGACAAAAGUAACUUAUCUGUAAUAAGCAGUCGACUUGUUUAAAAUAUAUACUUACCUAUAGCCAGACUAAUUAGAUAAAUGAAAUGUAUAAUUCAGUUUUAUGAUUUUAUUUAAGUGUUUAUGCUGAAAUAGACAUUUAUUACAACUACAUACGUAAAUAAUUAUAAAUAUAUAUAUUAUGUGUCAUUCGGUUUCUGUUGAAACUUCAUUGGGUUAUCAUUGUUGAAUUAUCCUAUUCUACAGAUGUCUGUGGUAAUGACGCGUGAGCGACUCUCAAACAGGUAACCGGCUGUUUAUUGUUGUUACAACAAAAAACAAACGGUCGAUCGUUCAAACGUCAUAUACCACAAACUGCAAUUUAAUACAAGACAAACAAAUAUCGCCGUUUACACACGUCCGCAUCUGCUCGGAUAAGUUCAACGCACAUUCUUUUUAUUCAUAAUGAAGUAUUGUUAAAUUUAUGACGAUUAUGCCAAUUAAUCGUGUUAAUUUUUUCUUUUCAAAUACAUUUCUACAAAAUUUUUUAUUAUUUAUCAAAAUUGCUCUAAAGUAAUGAUUUUCAUAUACAAUUGUAUAUACAGAAAUUAAUUGUAAAGCAAAUACAUGAAAUGUUUUAUUUUAGUUACUCAUAGAUACAAUAUAAUUGUUAUUUCGACAAUCUACUGAUAUGCUGAACUUAUAUUAUAUAGACUAUAAGAAUGAACUUUAAAAGUUUGAAAAAUACAAUUUUUUGAGAAUGGUGAAAAAUGAUUUUAAAUAUUGUGUUACUAAAUACAAUUGCACACACUAAUAUGGUAAGCAUGAAUUUUAUUUUUAGGAGUUUAACGCAAAGUAGACAACAAAUAAUAGUCAUCUAAUUAUCGUGUGCACAAAUUGGAUUCAUAAAUUAUUUUGGUUUAGCUUAAUUUGGUAGUUUUGUUUUAAUCAACUUUAAAUAUUUUCAAAAUUAUUAACAGUUACAUAACUUGUGUUUAGCAAAGUUGCUUGAUAUAGAAAUCAUUUAAACAUUUGGUUAGACUCUAAUUUUGUAUAUUAAUUUAAACAGCAUAAACGUGCUUACAAGUUUUUAUUAUUUUUAAUAUUUUCUCUUAACAAAUUCUAGUUACACACUAGGUCUGGACAGUUCACAUAAACCAUUUUGUUUGAUUUUUAUUUUUUGAUUUAAGUGUGCGACCUUUUAAUUGCAUUCUACCAAUGUUAAAUAAUCAGAUUGCUAUUUAAAGAUAAAUUUAAUUUGUUUCAUUUGCAAAUUUUUGAAUGAAA